UUUUGAUUAUAGAAUUCCACGACUGCUGCUGUAUGCUUUAUUUUCUUCCUUCUUUUCGGCCACGUAUUUGAAGGUUCUAACCAAAGGUCCCCUUUCUUUAUUGUGCAUAUAUAAGCAUGCACGAGUGCUUCAGAGUCAGAAACACAUUAUUGGAGGAGAAAAGAAGAGAAGAGAAUUGCCUUGUUUAGUUUGGAUUUGUUUUCUUUUUUUGAGAGACAACUGAUUCCUGAUCACAGGGGCCUUCAUAAGAUCAAACUCCAUUGGUUCUUGAACAUCUAUGGGUUUAUCGCUUUCGUUACUGUAUUCAGCCUGGGGAGAAAUCAUACGACGCAGCUUCUUUCGUUUAACCUACAGCUUCUUUACUUUCAUUCGUAGGCAUGGUGGUAUCCCUUUUAGAGCAGAUAGCUUCAAGAAAUCUGAUACAGAAACCAAGACCAACCCAGUCAAGUCCAAUUCAAGAAAAAGCAAAAAUUCUAUAAACCUGAAGAAUUGCAAACCCGACAAUGUAAUGCUUGACAGGAGUUUAUCAUUCAAGGAUCUAGUUCAAGACAAUGGCAGCUCGGGUUUAGAUAGAGAUAAAUCAAUACAUAAGCCAAUGCCAGCUCGUGAACCGGCAAUUUUGCUUUCGCCGAGGCCGGUUUGUGAGCUCGAAGCUGCUGCAGUUAAACUUCAAAAAGUUUACAAGAGUUACAGGACUAGAAGAAACCUUGCAGAUUGUGCAGUUGUUGUUGAGGAGCUCUGGUGGAAGGCUUUAGAUUUUGCGGCUCUCAAGCGAAGUUCUGUAUCAUUCUUUAAUGUUGAGAAACCUGAAACUGCUGUUUCGAGGUGGGCAAGGGCAAGGACAAGGGCAGCCAAGGUGGGAAAAGGUUUAUCCAAGGACGAAAAGGCUCAAAAAUUAGCCCUACAACACUGGCUUGAAGCUAUUGAUCCUCGCCAUCGAUAUGGCCACAACUUGCACUUGUAUUACGAUGUCUGGUUCAGAAGUGAGAGCACCCAACCUUUCUUCUACUGGUUGGAUGUUGGAGAUGGCAAGGAAGUGAAUCUAGAGAAAUGUCCAAGAACUGUUCUACAACGACAGUGCAUCAAAUAUCUUGGACCAAAAGAAAGGGAAGCAUAUGAAGUAAUAGUUGAAAAUGGAAAGCUUGUUUAUAAAGAAAGUGGAAAACUUGUGGAUACAGUUGAGGGUUCCAAAUGGAUAUUUGUGCUUAGCACAACAAGGGCUUUGUACGUUGGGCAAAAGAAGAAGGGUUCUUUCCAACACUCAAGUUUCCUUUCUGGUGGUGCCACCACUGCAGCUGGAAGAUUGGUUGCCCACAAUGGAAUUCUUGAGGCAAUCUGGCCAUACAGCGGUCACUAUCUUCCAACAGAAGAAAACUUCAGGGAAUUUAUUAGUUUCCUUCGGGAAAAUCAUGUAGAUCUCACAAAUGUUAAGAGGUGUGCAAUUGAUGAUGACAGUCCUUCAAGUGUUGUAUCUGAAGAAGAACAAAAGCCAGAAUCAAUUGUGGGUUCUGCUCCAGUUUCUCAACCCAACGAUACAAAUAAACCUGAUAUGGAUUUGUCCACUAAGGAGACUAAAAUCACAGAGCAAGAAAUUGACACCAGCAAUGCCGACGCCAAGGCAACUGUUUUUGAUUGGCCUGAACGCUUACCUUGCAAGUGGACAACUGGGGCAGGACCCCGGAUUGGGUGUGUCAGAGACUACCCUACAGAGCUGCAAUCAAGAGCAUUGGAACAGGUCAACCUAUCUCCUCGGGUGCCUCCUGGGACUUUCAAUAACUAUGGUCCAAUCCCAUCUCCACGCCCCAGUCCACAGGUUAGGGUGUCUCCUAGGCUUGCAUACAUGGGAAUCCCUAGUCCCAGGACGCCAAUUCCUGUAAACUAAGGCAUUUCAGACACAGAAGAAUCACUUUGGUCAUGGGUUGAAGAUUAGGCACUACUGGUGCUUGAUGGGUUUUUUAAAUCAAUAAGGGUGGAUCAAGGGACUAACCCUUUUUUUUUUUUUUUCAUUUCCCUCUUCAUUUAUUACUUCAUUUUUUUGAAAUGGCUCAACUGAGCCAACUUUUCUUUUUAACCCAAUUCUAGCCCCUGUUUUUAGUGUUGGGUUUUGUAUAUCUUUCUUGGAUAAAGGCAAUUGAUUAGUAUUCAUCUUCAAUGAAUCAUAAUUCAAAUAAAUUUUGAUAUCCUCUUCU
Messenger RNA from Hevea brasiliensis (rubber tree), 2189 nucleotides. RefSeq names its product IQ domain-containing protein IQM1. Lineage: Eukaryota; Viridiplantae; Streptophyta; Magnoliopsida; Malpighiales; Euphorbiaceae. The transcript is spliced from 8 exons. Gene Ontology annotation, molecular function: protein binding. The coding region runs from base 278 to 1882 and encodes 534 amino acids. The record is from RefSeq and is a predicted model, not a curated record.